Polyodon spathula (Mississippi paddlefish) is the source of this 2961-nucleotide messenger RNA. Its product is annotated as UNC93-like protein MFSD11. Lineage: Eukaryota; Metazoa; Chordata; Actinopteri; Acipenseriformes; Polyodontidae. The transcript has 13 exons. The record is from RefSeq and is a predicted model, not a curated record. Bases 146 to 1489 code for a protein of 447 amino acids.
UGGCGUUAGUGCAGACUUCAGCGACAAGCGGCAAUCAGACGUACAACAUUUUUGGAAUUUAAGGUUUAUGUAAACCUUCAGUUAAGAUUUUUUUUGUUAUUAUUAUUACUAUAUACAGAAUAUCAGGAGCUAAUCUAUUAGUAUUAUGGCAGACCUCCGGUUGUUUAAUGUGGUGAUUCUGGGAAUCGGAUUUAUGCUGAUUUUUACCGCGUUUACAACAUGUGGAAACACUGAACAAACGGUUAUAAAAAGCUUGUCAAACUCCACUUUUCAAGGAAGUGGCUACAACAGUCUAGCUAUUAUAUAUGGGGUGUUUUCAGCCUCUAAUCUAAUAGCCCCCUCCAUUGUGGCUUCUAUUGGACCCAGGUUGUCUAUGAUAUUCAGUGGACUUUUAUAUAGUGGUUAUAUAGCUGUGUUCAUCUCUCCGGCAACAUGGUCCUUUUACUUGACUUCUGUACUGAUUGGAAUAGGAGCUGCUGUGCUAUGGACAGCUCAGGGGAACUUUCUUGUUCUGAACUCAGAUGCAGAUACCAUCAACAGGAACACAGGGCUGUUUUGGGCCCUCCUGCAGUGCAGCAUGCUGUUUGGAAAUCUCUACAUUUAUUUGGAGUGGAAUGAGAUAGCCGCUGUCACAGACACUGACAGAAGGACUCUAUUUAUAAUUCUUCUGGUCCUUUCUCUGUUGGGGACAAUGAGUUUUGUUGUUUUACGAAAGACCGGGGGUCGAGAAGAACCUUUGAAGGAAGAAGAAGAAGACGAUUCCUUGCUUCCGGCCUGUGCUGUGUAUAAAGAAAGAACAGUGCCUACAGUCAGAGGGCUCACCACUGAGUUCAUGACAAUGCUGAAACUGUUUGGCACAAAAACCAUACUGCUCCUCAGUUUCUGUAUGGCGUACAGUGGUCUUGAGCUGACAUUUUACAGCGGAGUUUAUGGAACUUGCAUCGGGGCUACCACACAGUUUGGAGCGGCAGCUAAGGGGUUAAUUGGGCUCUCGGGCAUUUUAGUUGGAAUCGGUGAAAUUGUGGGCGGUGGCCUGUUUGGACUUUUAUGUAAAAACAACCGGUUCAGACGCACAUCUGUGGUUUUCCUGGGCAUGGUGGUGCAUUUCGUAGCCUUUUACCUGAUCUUCCUGAACAUUCCCGAUGACGCGCCCGUGGUCGUGCAGACUGGCACCCAGAGCAAGUCUUACCUCACCCCAAGUGUGCCUGUCGCCUUGUUGUGUAGUUUUUUGCUUGGACUGGGUGACAGCUGCUUUAAUACCCAGCUCUACAGUAUCCUGGGAUGUCUGUAUGCAGAAGAAAGUGCCCCUGCGUUUGCUAUAUUCAAAUUCAUACAGUCUAUAUGUGCUGCAGUGGCCUUUUUAUACAGCAACUAUUUGCUGCUGUCCUGGCAGCUUUUUGUGAUGGGCAUCUUUGGUUUCUCCGGCAGUCUCUGCUUCUUCCUGGUAGAGAAGAUGAACGACUUGCUUCUCGGCUUACCUGAAUAUUAACUCAUCACCUUUAAAACAAACAAAAAAUAAUGUUAAGAUUAAUUUACACAAAAAUGUGCCGAGGGCCAAUGAUUUUGAAUUUUAUGGUACAAGAAUGAGAGAUUUUAUGCAUUUCGGAUUGUGUUUCCUUACGGUUGUGCGCUACAAUGUAAGACAAGGGCCCUUAAUGCCAGUAUUUGUGUAUUACAAAGCAGCGGUUGUGAGAAGAAACCAGGAGUUGUGCAAGUUGCACAGAAAUUGGUGUCGUGUAACUUGCACAGUUUUUAGACCUCAAGGGGAUUGAGGCAUUCUCAUGUCAACCCUUUAGCGACAUUGUGACCGCAUGGUACAUCAAAGGGUUCUUGUGGCUAUUGCUUGAUGUGCAAUAAUACCUAACUCUAAAAGAGUCUGCUAGCUUCAAAUUAGGAUUGAACAUGAGAAUGUCUUUCGUAGGGGAUAUUGAUAUUUUUAAUAUUAUUGAAUCCUCAUAAGCUCAAUAUGCUGUAUGCAUUUGUUGAACUGUAUUUUAAUGUUUUAACUGGACUCGGGGGACCCUCAUUUGGCUAGUGUCAGGUUUAACUCCUGAAGGAGUUCUUUAUAGGAUCAGGGAGAAUGCACCCUUGAUAUAAGACUGACCGAAAAAAAUAGACAUUGUUUGCAAAUUAUUUCAAAGAAAUUCUCUUUUUUUUCACAAUUGCACACUUUGUUCAGGUGCUUAUAAAACAACAAAUAAAAUUAGGAGUCAUUUAUUUGAAAAGUGUAUUUCUAUACAAGCCUAACUUUCAAUAAAUGUUUUAAUGAUAGAAUACUGUCAUUUUUUUUUAAAGGCAAAGGAAAAAAUAAGCCAUAUUUUAUAUUGUUAGUGUAAUCAAAAGAUGGACAUUUCAGGUCUUCAUUGCACCUUUAUUGUAUCUUACAAGAAUGUGUCCUUGUCUCGGUUUACAAUGUACAUGUAUAUUUAUACUACUAAGGCUGCAUUAGGCGAUCAAUAUUAUUUACUUCCCCAUGCAUGUACUUUAUAGAUAAUAAAUCAGUGUAUUAUAUGCGAUUUGUUUGUAAUAAAUACAGGAAAAUGUGUUUGAUGCAGAUAUUUUUACAUGCUGGACUUUAUGAUUAUACUAAAUGUUUUUGUAAUGCAAACAGGUGUUCUGUCUGUAUAUUUUGAAUUUCCACAUGGAAUGUGUUUUGCAUUAGUUUUUUUUAUAAUGCCAGUUUCAUUGGUGUUGCAGAUGGUUUAGUAACUGUUAAACAUAGUUGUUUGAGACUAUAUACGCAAAUGAUAAAACUGGGUUUUAAAUUAAUUAUGUAAGACCAAGCACAUUAUCUUGUUGAGAAAGUGACGCUAAAACAAUGUUGACUCCUUUUUCUUUUUUGUAUACAAUUAUAUAAAAACUCUUAUGGAAGGAAAAUAUAUUUUGUUAAUAUAUUAACAUGCAAUAUAUUAUCAUUUUAGUCAAUCUUUUAUAUUCUUGAAUGUUUAUGAGAUGUUUUUU